Drosophila willistoni is the source of this 8215-nucleotide messenger RNA. RefSeq names its product protein encore (gene enc). The transcript has 12 exons. Bases 86 to 6970 code for a protein of 2294 amino acids. The record is from RefSeq and is a predicted model, not a curated record. Lineage: Eukaryota; Metazoa; Arthropoda; Insecta; Diptera; Drosophilidae. Gene Ontology annotation, molecular function: nucleic acid binding.
ACCGUACUAACAACAACAACAAUUGCACCGCCCGCCAGCAAGCAGAACUGAAAAUGAAAAUGUACAUUUUACAUAAACUGUGAUUAUGAGUUCUACAAAAUCUCAAGUAGCCCUUGCUACAAAUAUUCCAACCAAUUUAUCCUCUGCCGCUUCUGCCUCAUCAGCGGCUGCUGCAGCCGCCGUUGUUGUUGUGGCCAGUGCCAACGUUGCUGUUGCUUCAAGCUCAACAGGAGUAGCAGGAUCAGUAGCAGGAGUAGUAGGAGGAGGAGGAGGAGAAGGCGGUAGUGGCGGCGGAGGCGUUGCUGGUGGUGGAGGAGGAGGAGGAGGCGGAGGAAGUGGAGUUGUACUAGCAGCAGCCACAACGACGACAUCACCACCCUCAUCAUCAUCGUCUCUGUCAUCAUCAUCAACAUCGUCGUCAGCAUCAUCUACAUCAUCGACGGCAUCAUCAGUAUCAGCAUCAGCAUCAGCAUCAGCGUCGUCAUCCGGUGGUUCGCCUGGAAUACCAGCAUCAGCAUCCGCAGCGCCAGCGACAGCAUCAUCACCAGCAACUAAUCAGACAGGAGCGACGUCAUCAGCCACAACAACAGCCGUGUCCAGCAGCAGCAGCAGCAGCAACAGCAGCAGCAGCAACAACAACAGCGAAGAUUCUCAUACAAACGCAUUGGUGGGUGGCGGACAAGGAGGUGGAGCUGCCAAUCUGGGACGUCAAAAUAGUUUUGGCAAUAGACGCGGUAAUAUGAAGGGCAAACAUCUAACACGAAGCCAUGCCAUGCGUGAGUCCACAUCGCCGCCACGCACGCCAACCCCAAGGGCUGCCUCCGAGCAGCAACAGCAACAGCAGCAGCAGCAGCAACCGCUACCACAGCUCCAGGGUGAUGCCCCCCAUGAGCACAACAACAAUAAUGCCAUAACCAAUAACAAUAACAACAACAACAGCAGCAAAGCACAAUCAACUGGACGCGGCAAUUCACCGCUGAUGGAAACGCCCGCCGUGAUUGUCACUAGUCAACAGCAACAGCAACAGCAGCAGCAGCAGCAACAGUUGCAAAUGCCAUCGAAGCCUCCACAGAAUGUUCCUCUAAGCAAUGAGGCUGAAUUCCCCAAAUUAACGCCGCCCAAGAAAUCUGGUGGUGGUGGUGGUGCUGGUGGACAGCAUAAUCGCACCAAUAGCAAUGGCAGUGGUAUGGAAUAUAACAAUAAUACCAAUACCAGUAAUAGUAAUAACAACAGCAGCAGCAGCAACAACAAUGGCAAAAAGUUUGUGGUUGAUAUGAAAGUAAAUGGACUAGAGAGUAACAGUAAGCAACAGCAGCAGCAACAACAACAUCACCAGAGCAACACAAACAAUAACAACAACUCUUCCACAGCGCUCAUCUAUAGUUCAGGAAUGAAUUAUAAGGCAGCCGAUCGUCAUGAGCGCCAUGAACGCCACGAAAUGUCCAGUCAAAAUAGCAAUCUCAGCAAUAAUCACGAUGAUGAUUCCUAUCACUAUGAUCAGCGAGGUGGUGGUGGUGGUGGAGGAGGCCCUGGCGGUGGCGGCAAUAACGGGGGUAAAAAGCAUCGCUCCAAUACCAAUUCCAAGGGAACCAAACCACGUUUGAAGAACAUUGGAGGCAGCUCAUCGGGCAGCAUUGAUGGUGUUGGUGGUGGUGGCGGUGGCGGCAAUGGCGGUGUUGCAGUCAAUAUUGGCGGCGGCGGUGGCAACAGCGGCAAUGGCGGUGGUGUCGGUGGUGGUGGUGCUGGUGGUGGUGUUGGUCCUGGCGGUAAUAGCAAUCUCAUUGUCAAUAAUCAAUCCAAUAUCAUGGCAAAUAACAAUGUGAACAAUUCAAAUAACUCAAGCAACAAUACAUCGGGCUUCAUAUCGCGUGUCUUUCAUCAAUCAGAGAAUUCGAGUGAACAGUAUACGGAUUAUGGUGGAACCGAUUUGUUAAUGUUCUUUCGUGAUACGUUAAACAAGAAUCCAAAGGAUAGACACAUUUUGCUGAAAAUUGAAAAGGAUCUAAUGGAAUUUGUCCAAGAGAAUGGACGCGGUUGUGAGUAUCGUUUUCCGCCAGCUACUUCAUACAAUCGUAUGUUGAUUCAUCGCACAGCGGCCUUUUUUGGCAUGGAGCAUAAUGUGGAUACGGAGACGCAACAGUGCGUUAUUGUGGCUGUUACCAAGGGUACACGUAUACCAGAGAUACGCUUCAAAUCUCUGGUGCGCAGCGAUCAUCGUGAGGAUGCACGCAAGUCAAUUCUAAAACGAGAUACGCACAGUUUCGAUGAAGUGCGUCAGUCUCCGUAUCUUUGUCCCGAACGGGUUAUGCUAGAUCGCAAGGCCAAAAGCUUUGAGGAGCGUGAAGAGGAUUAUGAUAGAGCGCGUAGUCGUAUCUUUAGUCGUACUGCAAAUCAAGAUGGCUAUGGUGGUGGUGGCGGCGGCGGCGGCGGCAACGGCGGCGGUAGUGGUGAUGGGCCUCAAGAUGAUUGCUAUGGUGGCUGGGAGCAGCAACAACAACAGCAGCAACAGCAACAACAGCAGCAGCAGCAACAACAACCGCCCAGACCUAAGCGACCCAAUGGCAAGAUACUACAAAUGCAAAAUUCAACGGAAUCACGGGAUGGCAUGAGAUCUGGCGGAGCUGUACCCAAAUCUCAUAAUUUUGGCAACUAUGCUGGGCCGCCAAGUGCUGGUGGACCGGGCGGUGGCAAUUCCUUGCCACGCGGCGACUCAACCAACUCAAACAAAAGCGGACGUGGCGGAUUCACCAAGCAGGACUCAACUGGCAGCACUAGCACGCCAUGGCGUCUCUCACCUUCCAGCAGCGGCUACAAGACACGCACCCAAUCCGUGCGCUCCGAUUCCGUCACGCCCUCGCCUACCGGCUACGGCAGCGACAGGCAGACGCCGGAGCUAAAUCAACCCACCUCCAAUCGUUUAGGAGGACCAUCCCAUACAACAACAACAACAACAAGAACAACGUCCAACAACAACAACAACAACAACAAUAAUAACAACAACAACUCCGCCUCCUCCUCCGCAUCGGGACUCGUCUGGGCCGUUACAGACAUUUCCAAUGUGCCACUUGGCAGCGUCCUCAUUGAUCCGCAAACCCUCCAACCAAUUGUCAAUGCAGACGGUUCCAUCUACCAUUAUGACCCGUCCAAUUUGCCGCCCAAUCAGGCGCUACAGCAACAUGCUGGCAACAAUUAUCAGUCAAGUGGUGGCAACUCUGGCAAUUAUGUUAACUAUCGCAAAUCGUCACCGCAUCAGCAUCAGCAACAUCAGCAACAGCAGCAGCAGCAACAACAACAGCAGCAACAAUUGCAACCUGCUCUUCAAAUGCAACAGCAACAGGCCUACACCACCAAUGAGCAAUCUUGCAGCUCAACGGAAAGCUAUGCCGAAGAGGUACAAUCCCCAGGCAUGGACUGUUCAGAGGGUUACGAUGGUGGCGGCGGUGGUGGCGGUAAUGGUGGUGGCUACUCCAACGAUCAGCAACAACAGCCAUCGAGUGUGGAUGCCAAUAGCAUCAAAGGCGAUGAUUGUGAUAGUUUGGCCAGUGCCACAGCCUGUUUGAGCAUUACCACAUCAACUUCCACCAAGAACUAUGAUCGCAUUGAGGUGCAAAAGUAUAAAAAUCAAGCGACUAGUCCAAAUAUACCAGCCUGUUGUUCAGCCGAUAAGGAUAAUAGUAUGGAUCUAUUGACAUCCGGCCAAGAUGAGCAGCAGCAGCAGCAGCAGCAAUUAGUGGACGAGGCACAACAGGCGCGAACAGUAGCAGCAGCAACUCCAUCCAGCUCAUCGGUGACCGAUGUGGUGGUGGUUACAGCAUCGACGGCAGCUCCACCUACCAGAGAGAUGUCACAACCAGCAGCAGCGGCAGCAGCAGCAGCAGCAGCGGUCAGUAGCAGCAGUAGCACUCAGAUGAAUUGUGAUGUACAGUCGGUGUCGCCCAGUUCGACACCUUAUAGCCAGUGCGAGGUGGUUAAGCCUACGAAUCCGGGACAUGGCCACAGUCACAGUCAUAGUCAUAAUCACAGUCACAAUCACAAUAGUCACAGUCACAGUCAUAGUCUGAGUCUGGCCCAGAGUCAAGGGCAAUUGACCGAGGUAGAACCGAAGGCAACCACCUGGACGUAUACGCAGAGCUAUCAGGCUCCAGAUGGUUCCACCGUCUUUCAUACCACAACAACACCAAAUGGUCCAGCACCCUACUGUGCAGCCACAUAUCAGCAGGGGCCCGAUGGCAGCUUCUAUGCGGUGCCUCAGGGUAUGGUCUAUGCCGCCUAUCCGCAGCCUGGUGUAAGCAGCGCCGGUGCCGCCUCACAGCCGCUCUUCCAACUCACAACGAGCGCUCAUCAGCCGACACAAGCGAUAUUCGCUUCACCAGACGCUGGCGGUGAGCUGCCCGGUGGCACCUACAUGAUACCUGUCUUCGAACCGGCCCAGCAGCAACGCGAGAGUCUUAUACCUGCCCAGGCCAUUUACCAGACACCAGGAGGACCGGCCGCAACAGUGAUGCCCAUGGCAGCGGCUGCUGCCUAUCCGACUGCACAGUUUGCUGCUGCGGCCCCGAAUGGUGCACCCAUCUAUCAGGGGCCUUUAAUCUACUCCAGCGAGCCGGGUGGUGGAGCUCAAAUCCAGCAAUUGCCAGUGGCCACGUAUCCGAUUAGUUACUCGUAUCCGUAUUAUCAUCCGAUACCGUAUUAUGUUCAACAGCAAGCGGUGACUGCCACACCCAUUCCAUCAGCUGGCCAGGCUCCGCCGCCGCAGCCGGCCCAGGCCCAGCCAGGUCUGGCAACUGCCUCAGCGGCUGGUCCGCCCUCAGUUGCUGGUGGCUCACAGCAGCAGCAGCAACAGCAGUCACAGCAGCAGCAGCAACAACAGCAGCAGCAACAGCUCAGCAAUGGAGGAUCAUUGAUCACAACGAGUGGCUAUAUGGGUGGCGGUGCUGGUGGAGGUGGUGGAGCACGUAUGAAGCGUACACCUGGCGGCGGUUCCAUUCAUUAUAAUCCAAACUACCCGCCGACAUCGGUUGGUCAUGCCAAUGCCGCCCAUCAUCCGGGUGCUGGUUCGGCCCAGCUAAUUGCUGCUCCGGCGGCCAGCACAACGACAUAUCAUGCGCUGCCCACACUGACACUAGCCCAUGGCGGAGCGGCGACCAAUUCUGAUCUCAGUGCCGCAGCCGCUGCGGCAGCUGGUGCCCAUGUGUACGCCUUGCCGGCUCAACAUGCCACGGCUUUGAUCCCAACGAACAUCUUUCCUUAUGCGGCGACAGCGGCUGCUGCUGCUGGCCAACCGGGACCACCGCCUCCAACGGCCCAGUCGGCACCACAUCAUGCCCUGAUCACAGCGGCACCCUUCUAUCCCGCUGGUGGCAGUUCCAUCGAUUCUAGUGGCGCCUCGCAAUCGGCACCAAGCACUCCAGCCGCACCCGGACGUCAAGCUCCUUUGUUCAGUACCCCGCCAGCUCCCAAUAAUGUUAGCAGUGGCAGUGCCAGCAGCAGUGGUGGCGGUGCAGGCGGCAGUAGUGGUGGCGGAGGAGGAGGAGGAGGUGGUGGUGGUGGUGGCGGCGGCGGCGGCGGAGGUGGAGGCUAUCACAGCAACAGUUCCACUCCGCAUUACUAUCAUAGUCAAAAUAGCAAUGAAGGCGGCGGCGGAGGCGGCGGUGGCUAUACGCCCUAUGAGAAGCGCAACAAUGGUGGCGGUGGAGGCGGUCCCCCAUCAACGGGAGGAGGUGGUGGUGUACGCAAGCCAUAUCAUCCACAUCCAGGUGGCUAUAAUCCUCGUCAUUCAGGGCCAUUGAAUGGUCUGCCAUCGGGAGCGAAAACCCCAUUGCUCAAUUCGAAUAAUGAGCCAACGCCCCGUGCAUCGCCUAGCAGCAUAAAUCUAAGUGGUGGUGGUGUCUCAUCCGGUGGAUCCGGUGGUGGUGGUGGUGGUGGAGGUGGCGGUGGUGGACCCUCGUCCUCAUCGGUAUCCUCGUAUCAUCAUCGCGGACCGCCGCAUGCAUCGUUGAACAAGCGCGAGGGCAAACCCAAUCAACUGCCACUCAUUAGCGGACCACCGCCAAGCUAUGCCACUCCAUCGAAUACGGGCAAUCCCUACGAGUCCAAACCGCCAGUGCGUCUAAAUGCGGGCGCAGCAAGUUUCCGCAGUCAGAAGUCGAUCAAUGCCGAUUUUCGGCGCAGUGUCUCGCAACGGAACUCACCCAGCGCCAAUGGUGCUGGCGGCGGCGGCGGCGGUGGAGGAGGUGGAGGUGGAGGCGGCAGUGGAGGAGCAGGAGGUGCCGCUGCCAAUGGUAAUGGCGGCGGUAAUGGCAACAAUAGCCACGAAAGCAGCAACAAUUCGCCCAACAGUAUUGCCGGAGGACCUGGAGGUGGCAGCGGCGCCGGCGGUAGCAAUAAUAAUAGCUCUGCCAAUACUCCAAAUGCCGCUCCAACAACAGCCGCUGCAGCCGCCGCCUUGGGCACCCAAUAUGUGGUCCUGGAUCAGGCCACUGGUGCCACAAUGAAUGCCUCCCCACCAUCCAUAUACUUGAGUGGUGGAGGAGGCGGUGGUGGCAGUGGUGGCGGCGGCGGCGGCGGCGGUGGAGGAGGUGCCAAUGGUGGUAACACAGUGUCUGGCGCCGGCGGACCGCGCGCAUCGCACAUUCCAGCUCAGCUGCAUCACAAUGCUGCCACAGCCGGAUCAGCGGCUGGCUCACAACAAGCCACCACAGCAGCAGUGUUAAGUGGUGUGGCAGCAGCCGCUGCUCUCGGCGGAUAUAAUCCGAAUGCAGCGUCCGGUGUGUACUUCAAGUAUGGCCAGACGUACUAUGCGCAUCCAUCGGUGGCCUUGCCCAACAGUCGACGCUCGCCCUCGAGCGACAUACGACCGCAAAUGGCUCAAGUGGCCGGCAUGUAUCCAGCCACAAUGAUGAUACAAGCGCCACCUCGUCAUCCAAGUCGUCAUCCAAAUCCGAAUUACAAAGGUUCGCGUCCCCGGUAAAGCCAUCUAAAGGAUGCUAAACGAACCUCCUAAACACGACAAAAAAGAAAAGAUAAAUAAUAAUAACAAAAAACGGAGAAAUAAUAAUAAUAAUAAAAAAAACAAGAAAAAUCACAAACUACAUAAACAUAACGGCAUACCUAAGAUAAAUAUAAAUAGCAACCUAAUCUAGUGGAACAUAAAGUAGUUGACAAAAAAAAAAAAAAACAAACAAAAAAAAAAUAAGAGAAGAAAGGAUAAGAAAAUGAGAAUGAAACAAAGCGACAAAAGAAAACAAGAAAAAAGCAAAAGAAGAAUAAUAAGAAAAAACAGAGCAUAAAAAAGGAGCACAUAAGGCGCGCGCAAUUGAUGAUGAUCGCAAAAGUUGUUGGACAUUCAUAUAUAUUUAUAUAUAUAUAUAUACUUUUUUUUUUUUUCGUUAGCAGCAGUUUGGUGGCACUAGAGGGGCGUGGCAAGUGACAGGAACAAGACAUAUAUAGAAACCAUAUAGAGCCGACCGAUAAAUGAAAAGCAAUAGAAAUACAACAACAAAAAACUAUGAUUAUCUGCCCCACAGCAAAAGGCAAAUCAAAUUUUUCUCUUUAUCUAAGUAUGUAUAAAUGGCUAAGAAUUAUUGUUAUCAAAAAUAUAACAAACACAACCAUCCCCAAUUAGUGAAGAGCUAAAGGAAGAGAAGAAGAUUGCUGUGUAGGGUAUAUUUUGUGCCAUAAAACAUCGACGGUCGACUGAGAGACGACACGGACAUCAUAAUGCUAACACUCGGCUUAUUCAAUUCGGACUAUGAUUUUUAGUUCAUCAAAUUCUCCUAUAUAUAGACUGAGAGAGACAUUAUGACUACAUAAUAAAUGAGAAUGAAAACUCAGAUAAAAUAACAGAAGUCAAGCCAUUUUGCCCGCUAAAGCAAGACUAGCAGCAAGGGAGGAGCAUUAGCACUAGAAGCAGAAGUGAAUCCAGAGAAUCUCUAUGCCCCAAGGCCUCCUUUUCUAAUCUCCGCCUCCUCCUCCUCCUCCUCCGGUUCCCAGCAAUCCAUAAUUAUAAUUUUGAAAUAUUAUAUAGCCUAUGUAUAUUAUUUCUAAAACUAAAGCUGCUACCAAAAAAAAAUUCAACAAAAAAAAAAGAUGAAUCUAUGAAUCUUUCUCUUCUCUAUAUAUGCAUUAUAUGAAGUCGUCUUGCUUUGGUGUGUUUAAUUGAAUGCGUUUUAAUUAUUUUCCAAAUCUCAACCGAAAGCAAAAAUCAACAACAACA